AUGGCUGGUACAACGUUUAAGAAGCGAUCGCGCGACGACGCGCUACAGUCAAAAGCCACCCGCCCGACCAAAAAGCAAAAGAAACAGACGGCCUACCACAGCGAAAGCGAGAGCGCACCCGAGCCAGACAACGACGAGGACUUCCAGGCCGUGAACCUGCUCGACUCGGACGAGGAUGACAUCCACACUGCACAGGUAGACGACGGCGGAGAUACAGACUCGCCUUCAGAUGCAUCGGACUCGGAGUCCAAGGCAGAGCGGGUGCCGCGGCGGGGUCUGAAGAAUAAGAAGAAGCCCGCCGUCUCAAUAGCCAAAAACGCACCCGAGAGUAGGCUGGCCAAGGACGCGCCCGCCUCCGCCUCUGAAGGCUCGGAGGGCGCUGCGGGCUCCUCGACAGACGACGGCGACGAGGGUGAUGAGUACUCGGACCUCGACUCCGACGACGGCGACGACGGCGACGACGGCGGCAGAGCUGGCGGCAAGCGCACUGGCAAAUCUAAGCGCAGCGACCCCGCUGCCUUCGCGACGUCCAUGUCCAAGAUACUCUCGACAAAGCUCUCGUCUACUCGGCGUGCGGACCCCGUGCUGGCCCGCAGCGCGGCGGCGCACGAGGCGAGCCGGCAGGCGGUGGACAACGCGCUAGAGACAAAGGCGAGGAAGAAGAUGCGGGAUCAGAAGAGGCUGGCUAUGGAGAAGGGGCGGGUGCGCGAUGUGCUCGUUGCUACCAACGGGAUUUUCAGCAAUAUCAACCCUGUCACUGGAGAUGUCGUGGCGGACGCUGAUGGAGAGACGACCGCGGGUGUGCUAGAGACGGAACGGAGACUGCGGAAAGUCGCGCAGAGGGGUGUGGUACAGCUCUUCAAUGCGUUCAGGACGGCGCAGGUCAAGGCUGCUGAGGCAGAAAGGGUCUCGCGAAAGGAAGGGGUAAUUGGUGUGGAUCGGAAGAAGGAGAAGGUCACGGAGAUGAGCAAAAAGGGCUUCCUGGAUCUGAUUGCUUCGAGCGGAGGUGGGCUCAAGAAGGGCCCGCUGGAGGAGGCUUGA
Molecule: messenger RNA, 1041 nt
Organism: Cryphonectria parasitica EP155
Lineage: Eukaryota; Fungi; Ascomycota; Sordariomycetes; Diaporthales; Cryphonectriaceae
Product: Rrp15p-domain-containing protein
Exons: 1
Coding region: 1-1041 (346 amino acids)
Biological process (GO): maturation of LSU-rRNA; maturation of 5.8S rRNA
Cellular component (GO): preribosome, large subunit precursor
Source: RefSeq, a predicted model, not a curated record